UAAGUAUUACGGUAUUUGUGAAUGAAGUAAUAGACUUUUAUUUUUUUUUUCCCAAUUUCAUUCUAACCAAUAAAUCAGAUGUCAAAAUAUUUUAUUUUGUUUUAACCAAAACGCGACAAAAUGUUUCGAUUUGCUCGAACUGUUCUCGGGAGAUCGAAUGCGUUGCUUAGCCAGGCACUAGUUCCAGCGAGUGCAUUGCAAUCGAAUAUCGUGCGAAAUGUUCCAGGUCGAGGAUUUACAGUGCUUAGUUCGAUACCAGCAAAACCAUUCUGUGUGCCUAAUGCAUUGAAAUAUUUAGAAACAACUCCAAGUACCAUCAUCACACCGUCAUUGGAGUCGGUACCCAUUCGAACGGUCACCAAACGGUCGCUGAAAAGUGGCAAACGGAAGACAGUUAAAGCGGCUAUUAGACGAUUCAAACGGCUCGAUUGGGGCGGUUGGAUUCGAACACGAUGCGGUCGUCACAAGAAAAUGUAUAAGAAACGUGCCAAUCGAAAGCAUCGGUUGCGCCAACACGUUCUUGUCAAUAAGACACAGGCCUUGUUGCUCGACAAAAUGGUGACGAACUUCUGGAAACGGCCCAAAUACUACAUCGACGAUCUGUAUGCACCGUAUCACGAACGAACAUACUUUUAUGCCAGCCAAAAACCACAACCGUAUCCAGAAAAACCACUCACGAAACGCCGAUCCGUAUGGGAUAUGGCGAAAGGAAAUUACUACUGAGAAAGAAAAAAAAACUCGGUGCAAACAUGGUUUUUCUCUUUUUGUGUAAGAAAAUAUAGUUUAUUUGUUUAAAUGAAAAAAACCGCAUUUUUUUUUUGAUUUCAAUAACAAUGACUAAAACAUCCAAACAAAACAAAUGUUAAUAAAAU
Messenger RNA from Sitodiplosis mosellana (orange wheat blossom midge), 872 nucleotides. RefSeq names its product 39S ribosomal protein L35, mitochondrial (gene mRpL35). Gene Ontology annotation, cellular component: mitochondrion; ribosome. Lineage: Eukaryota; Metazoa; Arthropoda; Insecta; Diptera; Cecidomyiidae. The record is from RefSeq and is a predicted model, not a curated record. The transcript has 2 exons. Gene Ontology annotation, biological process: translation. The coding region runs from base 121 to 723 and encodes 200 amino acids. Gene Ontology annotation, molecular function: structural constituent of ribosome.